Cyprinodon variegatus (sheepshead minnow) is the source of this 4591-nucleotide messenger RNA. Its product is annotated as gastrula zinc finger protein XlCGF57.1-like. The record is from RefSeq and is a predicted model, not a curated record. The coding region runs from base 76 to 2088 and encodes 670 amino acids. Gene Ontology annotation, biological process: regulation of transcription by RNA polymerase II. Gene Ontology annotation, cellular component: nucleus. Lineage: Eukaryota; Metazoa; Chordata; Actinopteri; Cyprinodontiformes; Cyprinodontidae. The transcript is spliced from 2 exons. Gene Ontology annotation, molecular function: DNA-binding transcription factor activity, RNA polymerase II-specific; RNA polymerase II cis-regulatory region sequence-specific DNA binding.
AGCAGACAAUAACGUUAGCGUUCCUUGCCACAAAUAGUUAAAGACAGGUCCGUUGAUUUAGGUCAUUCUUUAAAUAUGUGCAGUAAAAUGUCUUCAGUUCAACUACAGGGACAGAUUAACAACGAAGAGUUACCUGAUGCCGAAGCAACGCUCUCUGAGUUUAAAGAAAUAAUCGUCAAGUCGGAAGAAGAGAUCGAUGAAUGGCGCCGACUGGUGGAUUUUAGCCGGACACCCAAGAUCAUUUUACACCGAAUAGAUCUCCCACAAAAUUGUGUGGUCAAAGAGGAGGAGGAUACCAGUGAGCUGAGGCAUCAGGAGGGGAACUCCACUAUAGUUAAGGAGGAACCAGAACCUCUGCAGAUUAAACAAGAGCAAGAAAACCCAGAACAUCAAGAGUUCAAAGAAGAAGAGAAGAAGCAAUCGAUCUGCUCGUCAUUCUGCAUCCAUCAGGAGGAAGAGCAGUUUGUGUUAAAACAGGAGCCUGAUUUCAUUUUGGGGAAUCCUUUUAAUGUGCAAAAAAGCUACAAUGAAAGCAACCCAAACAGGGACCAGCUGAUCUCGUGGGCCUCCUCUGAAUAUGAGAACCAGAAUAAGGAAGGAAGCAGUUCUGAAGACCAAGGAAUAAAUGGAGAUGAAGAGCAAAAACAAAAUGAAGGAUCCCAGAAAACCAAAGAGCAGAAAUGCACUGCUGACAGUUCAAAACAAAACACAGCCAAGAGAACUCACAGAGCGGAGAAGCGAUUCUCAUGUACUAUUUGUGGAAAGAGUUGCAAUAAAACAUCUAUUUUAAAACGACACAUGAGAACUCACACAGGCGAGAAGCCUUUCACAUGUGCAACCUGUGGAAAGGAUUACAGUGACAAGUGUAGUUUACUUUAUCACAUGAGAAUUCACACAGGUGAGAAACCUUACUUGUGUGAGACCUGUGAAAAACGUUUUAGGACUAGAUCUAAUUUAACUCGUCAUAUGAGAUCUCACACAGGUGAGAAGCCUUUCUCAUGUACUACCUGCAGAAAACGUUACAGUCAACGAAGUGCUUUAACAUAUCACAUGAAAACUCACACAGGUGAGAAGCCUUUUUCAUGCACAACCUGUAAAAAGAGUUAUACUCAAAGAAGCGGUUUGAGCUAUCACAUGACCACUCACACAGGCAAGAGGCCUUUCUCAUGUAUGACCUGUGAAAAAUGGUUCAUCAGCAGAUGCAACUUAGUUCGUCACAUGAGAACUCACACAAAGGAGAAGCCCUUCUCAUGCGCAACUUGUGGAAAAAGAUUUACAACAAAUUAUAGUUUAACUCUUCACACCAGAGGUCAUACAGGUGAGAAACCUUUCUCCUGUAUUGCGUGUGGAAAAAGUUUUGGUCAUAAAAGCAUUUUAAGAAUUCACAUGAGAACUCACACUGGUGAGAAGCCUUUUUCUUGUAUCACUUGUGGAAAGAGAUUCAGUCACAGGAGCCUUUUAACAAUUCACACAAGAAGUCACACAGGGGAAAAGCCUUUCACUUGUGUUACCUGUGAAAGAAGUUUCCGUGAUAGAAGCCUUUUAACAAUCCACAUGAGAAGUCACACAGGAGAGAAGCCUUUCCCAUGCACUGCAUGUGGAAAAAGUUUCAGUCAUAAAACAAUUUUGAAUCGUCACAUGAGAACGCACACAGGUGAGAAGCCUUUCACCUGUGUUACUUGUGGAAAGAGUUUCAGCGGAAGAAAUGGUUUCACUCUACACAUAAGAAGUCACACAGGCGAUAAGCCUUUCUCAUGUACGACCUGUGGGAAACGUUACUAUGAAAGAAGUGGUUUAGCUUAUCACAUGAGAACUCACACAGAUGAGAAGCCGUUCGUUUGUGCUACGUGUAAAAAGGGUUUCAGAACACGAUCUGUUUUGACACGUCACAUGAGAACUCACACUGGUGAGAAGCCUUACUCAUGCAGUACUUGUGGAAGGAGUUUCAACCAUAAAUCUGUUUUAAUAUGUCACGUGAGGACUCAUACUGGUGAGAAGCCUUUCCCAUGUACAACCUGUGAAAAAAGGUUCUCCUCUGGAGGCAAUUUAUCACGACACAUGAGGACUCACACAGGUGAAAUGAGGUAACGCUAAACCUACAAUUUGACAAUGCUUGGUAACUUCCUGUGUUGAAGGUGUAGUAAUUGACAUGGCGGUCCAGACAAAGCUCUAACCAACACUGUAGUUAAGGAAUCCUUAACUGAGGUAUGGUGUCUGAUCAACAAGGUGACCGGCACUAAUUGUUUUCUACAAGUCGGUGAGGUUAUUUCAGACAGAAUUCUUACAUCAAAUAUGCCUUUGUAAAACAAUAUUCCCAUAACGUAGUAAGAGAGAGGGAAAGACAGAGCAAGGCUGCUCGUAAGCAGCAGCUACUAUUUAGCUUAUAUAAAUAUAAUUUAUCUAUUUGUUUUUUUUAAAACAUGAUAGAAAUUAAUAUAUGGACUGGUAGGCUACAAAUAUAUUACCCAUUGGGGUUGAUAAGCUUUUCUGAAUCAUUAUUUUUAUCUCUUAGUUUCUGUUUUGGGAUGCAAAUACUGCUGACUGACAACAGCACAGACAUAAGUUAGGUUUAGAUUAGGGAUGGGCAAGUAUUUGCAGUUGCAAUAUAAUAAUGAUAAUUAAAUCAAAUCAUAAAGGUCAGUUUUUACCUCAAAUGACUCUUAGGCAUGGGUCGGUAUAUAAUACUGAUGGUAUAUCAGCCUUAUGUAAAAAGUAUUAUGGAAUCAGUAUUAUGAUCAUAUUGCAAAAUUGUGUUAUUUCAAAAUGUCUAAAUUUAAAAAGAUGUUUGUAAAAGUUACUUGUCUUUGAAAGACAUCUAGGACAUGAGAUAGAAGAAAUAUGAAUUAAUUUUAAUUGUAAUGCUAUUUAAUAAAGAUAAAUACAUGCAGUACUUAAUGAAAUCCUUAAAUCAAAACUCUGUCUUAACAGUUUUGGGGACUUGCUCAAUAAUUGAAAUAUCUCUUAGUCAAGGUUAUGAUUCAUGAAUGUAAGCGUGUUAGCUUUCUCUGUAUUUAGCUUUUAGCUGUAAGGUCUAACCCCAAAAUCCCACAACCGCCCCGCUCUGUUCCUCUCCGCUCCAGACCGCCUACAGCCUCCAUGGUUCCUCCUGUCUUGCUCUGCUCUUAGUUAUUUGGAGCUCGAGGAGAGAAUGUGCGAAUCAGUGCUGUUACCAGCUGUCUGACUCGGUAACACGGUUGUAAUUGUUUAACACUUAUACAUGAUGCUAGGGGUAGCUUGUGCAUUUCAAGACAGCAUGGCUUUCCCUUGAAGUUAGCUUGCAAUCAUUGGCAAUGUUUCUGCAGAUAAGCCAUCAUGUUGGUGUUCCCUCCUUUGGCUGCUAAUGUUCUAAAGCUUGACUUGCAGGUCAGAUACCACCCUCCUUCAAGCCUUUAUUGUUCGACUUCAUGUGGUAGCCUAAAUACUCAAACAUGGCUGACUAUUCUUUUAAAAGUUAAAAGUGGGCAGAGGUUUGGAGCAUUCACCUACUGCUGUCAUAAAUCUACCUGCAAAACUAGCAGCUACAAGGCUGCACCGUGCACGCAACCUGAGUGAUCUGACCCAAUUGUCUCUGGCGAGAGAUACAUUUUAAAAAAGCACUACUGACAACAUUACAGAAAACUUAAAUGUUUUUGAAACUUGACUUUUUCAUACCGGGCAACACAGGGUACCUUCUCACUGCAGGCUUUAAUGUUCAAUUCCGAUUUUUUUUGUGAAAUCCGAUUCUUUUUGCCUGAUUGUUCACAUUUCCGUAUAUAUGCAACUUGUAUGUGAUCUCCUGUGUGAACUGCAUUCACACAACUUAAGUGUCUCACUUGUGUAGUAGAGGAUGAGGUCUCUGUAUUUAUGGAGAUAAACAUGGUGGGUAGUGCUGGAGCAUCUUGCAAUCUUUCAUUUCUUUCCCAACCUCAGCCAGUGCAUCAACAACACAAACUUUUCAAAAUGGUUGAAAAUAAAGACUGCUUUCCGCAUUAUUGCCCGCUAUGGUUGUUGUUUUUCUUCUCACUUCUGUGUAGCAAGACAGAAUAGGGACCUUUGUUGAAUAUUAAUGAAGUACAAGUCGGAUGAAUGCGACCUGGCCAUUCAGACACAGGUCACAUUUGAAAAGACUAUAUACAUAUGAUUCAGGACCAGAAAGCCAAAUGGGCCUGGGUCGCAUUGGAAAGAAAUCUGUGUUGUUCAGACAGACAUGAAAAGAUCAGAUACAGGUCACAUAUGGGCAAAAAGAUCAGAUUUGGGUCACUUCAUGCUGCUGUUUGUACGACUGCAGCCUUAGAAACAGGUGACCAGCCCAUGCCUAACUGCAUUUAACUACAGUAAGGCACCGACCUUCUCACUCCAGCCUUUAAGUGGCAGGAAAGUGGGUUUCCAGCCACAUAGAAAGACCGAGUUACAACUAACAGGCAGAAGUAAGCCCUUUUUCACCUGAGAUGUUUUGCCUUUUAAUGUUAAAAUAUUUUGCUUGACUUAACAUUUGGUAAAGCUAAUCUAAAUGGUGACCUCCUUUACGUUUGUAACUUUUUCAUUCAUCACACAAAAGUUUGAAGAAGUUUUAUCUUCUUGGUUAAAGAAAUGUAUUAAUGAAAAAGAUUAA